CCGGCGUAGGCGCCGCUGGCUGCCGCUUAACCCGGUAUAGCCAUGUGCCAGGUGGGAGAGGACUAUGGGGACCCCGCACCCGAGGCACCGCUGCCGCCGCGGCCUGGCCGUGAGCUGAAGUGUGUGAAGUGCAAGGAGGGUCUGCCCACGGUGGUGAUCCGCGCAGGAGAUGCCUUCUGCAGGGACUGUUUCAAGGCAUUCUACGUCCACAAGUUCAGAGCUGUGCUUGGGAAGAACCGGCUGAUCUUCCCGGGAGAGAAGGUGCUCUUGGCAUGGUCUGGAGGGCCUUCAUCCAGUUCCAUGGUCUGGCAGGUCCUUGAGGGCCUGAGUCGAGAUUCUGCCAAAAGACUGCGUUUUGUGCCAGGGAUCGUCUACGUUGAUGAGGGAGCGGCCUGUGGACAGAGCCUGGAGGACAGAACCAAAACCCUGGCUGAGAUGAAGCUGAUCCUGCAGACAGUUGGUUUCCCCUGGCAUAUUGUUGCCUUAGAAGAGGUGUUCAGCCUGCCGCCAUCUGUGCUUCGCUGCUUCGCCCAGGAGCCCGCAGGGACCAAGGGGGCCUACAAGGCAGCUGUGGACAGUUUCCUGCAGCAGCAGCAUGCGCCAGCCCCGGGGGAGGAGCAGCUGAGCCAGUCUGGCACCCAGGACCUCCAGAGCCCAGCUGUGCUACCCACCGCUGCCCAGACCGAGGCCCAGCCACCCACCGCUGCCCAGACCGAGGCCCAGCCGCCCACCGCUGCCCAGACCGAGGCCCAGCCGCCCACCGCUGCCCAGACCGAGGCCCAGCCGCCCACCGCUGCCCAGACCGAGGCCCAGCCGCCCACCGCUGCCCAGACCGAGGCCCAGCCGCCCACCGCUGCCCAGACCGCGGCCCUGUUUAGACUGUUUGACUCAGUGAAGACACUGACAGCCAAGGAGGAGCUUCUGCAGACCCUGCGGACCCACUUGAUCCUGCAUGUGGCCCGGACCCACGGCUACUCCAAGGUGAUGAUGGGGGACAGCUGCACCCGCCUGGCCAUCAAGCUCAUGACUAACCUGGCGUUGGGGAGAGGGGCCUUCCUGGCCUGGGACACGGGCUUCUCUGACGAGCGGCAUGGUGAUGUGGUGGUGGUGCGGCCCAUGCGAGACCACACCCUGAAGGAGGUCGCCUUCUACAACCGCUUGUUUGCUGUCCCUUCUGUCUUUACCCCGGCCAUUGACACCAAGGCCCCCGAAAAGGCCAGCAUCCACCGGCUCAUGGAAGCCUUCAUGCUCAGGCUGCAGGCCCAGUUCCCCUCCGUGAUCAGCACUGUGUACAGGACCAGUGAGAAGCUGGUCAAGGCCCCCCGGGACGGCAGUGCUGAUGGCCCCCCGGGCACCCGCUGCCUGCUCUGCACAUGUACCCUGGACAUAGACACUGCCGAUAGUGCCACGGCUUUUGGGGCCCAGACCUCACAUCUCUCCCAGACGCAGCCCCCCACCCCACCAGCUGAGGCGCCCACAACACCCUGCUGCUCUGCAGCAGUGGGCAGGGCCCAGGGCUGCUGCUGGGGGGCUGGGCCCUGUGGGAGGGGGGACCCCCGAGCCCGUGUUAUCGAGCAGCUGUGCUACGGGUGCCGUGUGAACAUGAAGGACUUGCCUUCCCUGGACCCCCUGCCACCAUACAUCCUGACCGAAGCCCAGCUCCGCAGCCAGAGGGCCUGGGUCUUGCAGGAGAUGCAGGAGUAUCUGGUUGAGGACAGUGAUGAUGAGGCGCAGACUGGUGAGAGCUGAGCCUAGAUGGACACCUGGGACCACCCGCCAAGACCUCUGUCAUGCUGGAGCAGGAUGGCAAAGACGGACA
Molecule: messenger RNA, 1819 nt
Organism: Molossus molossus (Pallas's mastiff bat)
Lineage: Eukaryota; Metazoa; Chordata; Mammalia; Chiroptera; Molossidae
Gene: CTU2
Product: cytosolic thiouridylase subunit 2
Exons: 15
Coding region: 43-1749 (568 amino acids)
Biological process (GO): tRNA wobble position uridine thiolation
Cellular component (GO): cytosol
Molecular function (GO): tRNA binding; sulfurtransferase activity
Source: RefSeq, a predicted model, not a curated record